This is a messenger RNA of Mugil cephalus (flathead mullet), 6025 nucleotides long. RefSeq names its product leucine rich repeat containing 4C, genome duplicate b (gene lrrc4cb). Gene Ontology annotation, molecular function: cell-cell adhesion mediator activity. Gene Ontology annotation, cellular component: plasma membrane; glutamatergic synapse; postsynaptic density membrane. The record is from RefSeq and is a predicted model, not a curated record. The transcript is spliced from 2 exons. Lineage: Eukaryota; Metazoa; Chordata; Actinopteri; Mugiliformes; Mugilidae. Gene Ontology annotation, biological process: modulation of chemical synaptic transmission; regulation of axonogenesis; synaptic membrane adhesion. The coding region runs from base 1108 to 3003 and encodes 631 amino acids.
CGCGGGGACCAUUAGGAGCCGGUGGCAAAGAAAAACAAAAAACAAAAACGUUUUAUUUGCAGCACACGGAUGCUGCUUCUGCCGCUGCUGUUUCUGUCUCUGCCUCACCACCCGGGUCGGACACACGCUCCGUGACAAGCGGAAUUAUCACUAAUAGCCGCGUUUAUGUAAUCGAUACACCGGAUCGCUUUGGGGGAGAAAUAGCAGACGUAGAACCUUCACCUUCCACUUGACAGAAAAUACCGUGUGCCAUAUGCUCUGCGAUUUUUAGAGCAGCCUAUGGCAGCUCAUUUGUCCUGAUGCGACGCGUGUGAUGGUUGCAGUGGGACGGAUAUCCUUAAUUUUAUCCAAUAGGCGUUCUCAGUUUUUUUUUUUUUUUUUUUAGUUUUUUUUGCACCCCUUUUUUGCGCUGACCUUAUCAACAAUGCUUUAAAUAGGCAAUUGAUAAUUGCCAUGUUUUUCGGCUAUUCUUUCCCAUUUGUUUAAGGAAAACCCAGACAGACUCUUAAAUCCAAGAUAAUCACUCCACUUUUUUUUUGUUUGUUUGUUUUCCGUUUAUUUUUUUUAUUUUUUUUUUGUGAGUCUGGUCGAAUUUGAUUUGGAGAUUUUUUUAAAAUUCAUUAUUUAUUUCAUUUAUUUAUUCUUUAAGGAAAAAAAAAGAAGAAAACCACCAGUGGGAGUCAGGUUUGGACUGUGGCUGGUUUGGGGGAGAAGAGGGGGGCCUACACGGACUUGAAUCCCCGUCAGAAACUCUGCAGGAUUUUUCCUCCUGCUCAGUCCAGAGGAAUACCUUUAAGUCCGCGGGGUUGCUGCUGGUCCUCUGAGCGUUUUCUUCGGCGCUCGCCGCAUCCGAGGGAAUGGUGGCCGCGCCGCAGAUCCGCGCAACUCUUUCUGAAUGUUUGGCAUUUUUCGCAGGCGAGCAUCUUGACUUGUGAUCGAGAGAGACGCGGACUGCAGCAGCCCUUUUCACAUGGAGAUUUGUGCCUCGGUCGUACUGCAAAUCUUGAAAACGGGGACCGGGGCCCUGCUGAUUUUUCCUGCACUGCACUCAACCUCGAUUUCAUUUAUUCGAGAAAAUGCAGAACCCAAACAGCAGAUGAACUAUGAAUGCUGAACACAAUGAUCUCUUCCCUCCAGCGCCAGACAAUGAGAGGUCGUAGGCUGAAGGGGGCACUGUCCAACCCCCUCUUUGUGCUGCUUUUGGCCCUUCAGAUCCUGGUGGUGGCUGGGCUGGUUCGCGCUCAGACCUGUCCUUCGGUCUGCUCAUGCAGUAACCAAUUCAGCAAAGUCAUAUGCACCCGUCGAAGUCUACGGGACGUCCCAGAUGGCAUUUCCACCAACACUCGCUACCUGAACCUCCAGGAUAACCUCAUUCAGAUAAUCAAGGUGGACAGUUUCAAACAUCUGCGCCAUCUGGAAAUCCUGCAACUGAGCAAAAAUCACAUUCGCAGCAUUGAAAUUGGCGCCUUCAAUGGGCUUGCCAGCCUCAACACCUUGGAGCUCUUUGAUAAUCGGCUCACGACAAUCCCCAAUGGAGCAUUUGAGUACUUGUCCAAGCUGAAGGAAUUGUGGCUACGGAACAACCCUAUCGAAAGUAUACCAUCUUAUGCCUUCAACCGGGUCCCCUCGCUUCGAAGGCUGGAUCUAGGUGAGCUCAAGCGUCUCUCCUACAUUUCUGAUGGAGCUUUCAAGGACUUGAGCAACCUGCGCUACCUGAACCUGGGAAUGUGUAACCUCAAGGAGAUUCCCAACAUCUUACCAUUGGUUAGGCUUGAAGAGCUCGAAAUGUCAGGUAACCAGCUCUCUGUGGUCAAGCCCAGCUCAUUUACAGGGUUAGUGAACCUCCAGAAGCUGUGGAUGAUGCAUGCCCAGGUCCAAACUAUUGAGAGGAAUUCCUUUGAUGACCUUCAGUCACUGGUGGAGCUCAACCUGGCUCACAACAACCUUACCUUUCUACCACAUGACCUCUUCACACCGUUGCAUCGCCUGGAACGAGUCCACCUCCACCACAACCCUUGGAACUGCAACUGUGACAUUCUGUGGCUCAGCUGGUGGCUGAAAGAAACAGUACCUGCCAAUACUAGCUGCUGCGCACGUUGUCAUACCCCUACAGUCUUUAAAGGUCGGUACAUCGGAGAACUGGACCACAGCUACUUCCAGUGUGACGUUCCUGUUAUAGUGGAGCCACCCAGUGACUUGAAUGUGACAGAAGGCAUGGGUGCCGAGCUUAAAUGUCGUACAAGCUCGUUGACCUCCAUCAGCUGGCUUACACCAAAUGGCUCAUUAGUGACACAUGGGGCUUAUAAAGUGCGGUUGUCUGUGCUCAACGAUGGGACACUUAAUUUUACCAGCGUCACAAUGCAGGAUACUGGGACUUACACCUGUAUGGUUAGCAACACAGCUGGCAAUAUUUCUGCCUCUGCUGUGCUUAAUGUCACUUCUGUGGAAAACAGCGGAGUGACCUAUUUUACCACAGUCACCGUGGAGACCAUUGAGACUCCGGGGGAUGAUAGCCAAACACCGCUUCCCCCAUUUGGCUGGGUGUCAUCCUCAACAACAAAAGGGACUCCUAUUUCAACAUGGACCACAGAGCGGACUUACACCAUUCCCGUUCUUGAUGUGGAUGGAGAGGGACCCCUCAAUGGCCUGGAUGAGGUGAUGAAAACCACCAAGAUAAUCAUCGGCUGCUUUGUGGCCAUCACACUUAUGGCUGCCGUUCUGCUGGUUAUUUUCUACAAGAUGAGGAAGCAGCAUAACCAGCAGGAUCCCGAUGGCCCCGCAUCCUCAAUGGAGGUCAUUACUGUUGAAGAAGACAUCACAGGUGUCGCUGCUAUAGAGAGACACCUAACGCUGCCCCCGCUGGAGCACUACAACCACUACAACACCUACAAGAGCACUUACCACCACCCUCCUAUGCUCAGUACCAUACACAGUUCAGCUACACAAGAACCUUUACUGAUUCAAGCCUGCUCAAAAGACAAUGUACAAGAGACCCAGAUCUGAUCUUAAAUUUUGACUAAAUAUCCAGUAUCAGCAGUUUCACACUUGGAGUGCAAUGGACCAAAUUGUGACGAUAAAGAAAUCAAAUGCCAUUGACUUGACAGAGUUGAUGUUGAUAAUGGCACUUAAUCAGCAUUUGGGAUGACAUAUGAUACUUUAAGAAGUGUCUUUACAAAAAACAAAGAUUAUUUAUUAAAAUAUGUCUAGUGGCUAAAUGAAGAAAAACAAUUUGUGAUAGCUUUUUAGCUCAUUUUAUUUCUCUCUCUCUCUCUAUGUGUAAUACUGCACAAGGGAAAGAAUGGUUUCCUGGAAUAUGUAAGGUGUCAAAUGCAGCAUUUGAAGGCACCGUAGAUUUUGGCCUUACACUAAAACUAACGCAAUUAAUUUAGUUAAUAUCACUUACUUAAUAUUACCAUAUAAUGAUAUGUUUUGUUGAAGGGCAUUGGUUGAAUAUUUCUAAGUGUUUAUUUGCUGAGCAAAUCCUGUCCAAUUUGGAGGACGUUUAUGAGACAUAAGGCAUAAAAUGGGUUUAUUUUUGUCGCCAUCAUGCUCUAGCUGUCACUCAAAACAAAAUUAGAUCUUUUAAUGACACAGCUCUGGAUGAUAUCACAGUGAAGCCAGCAUGCCUGAGGAGCAAAGCUGCCAAAUGAGUAAAUGCGCAUUUCCCCUGUGGCUCCUAAACAACAAUGAUGAAUCCUUCACUUUAAUUAAGAUUAAGGUCUUGCUCCCACUCCUCCUCCUGCCUUUUCUUUACACGCUGUACACUUUACCUUUGCUGCAUUUUUCCUCCUGCUCCUCCCUUUAUCAAUCCAUGACAUGUCUGUGGUUUCUCUUUUUCUCUGUGCACUCUCAGCCACCGCAUCCUCAUGCUUCUUCGACUGUCUCUCUGUCACUUAGCUCAAGCACGUUCCUCACCCCUCGCCAUGUCUCAUUUGUCUCGCUUUAUCCACCGCCAUGUGCUGCACGGCAGCAGAAUAUUGCUUAGGAAAAUGAAGGGGAGCAUAAGGCUGUGGUUUGUAGCCUCCCUGUUAACCCAGUAAUGAUCUACGUCCACUCAGUGUCGCGUUACCUUGCCAUCACCCCAGGGUCACACGAGCUCCGGCGCUGAUAGUCCAUCUGUUAGUACAGAUAAAGACGCAAAUGAGGCUGUAUUGUAAUGCACUGUGACCCUGUCAGACUGACGCAGACGGGGCUAACAUAGUCAGCGAAGCGGUUAGGAACCUGCAACAAAAUAAGGGAAGAUGUGUUAUAGCUCAUUAAUCUGUAUCUGCAGUUCAUUUGCAGACUAACAGAGAAAAGCUGAUAAGAAAACAGCAUGAGACUUUUCCACUCUCCCUGUGCCCAACAUCUAACGGGGGGUUGAGGCCUUUGAUAUUGAGGCGACCCCUGCUCGGUCUCAUUUUUGUCAGCUGAAAAACACACACACACACACACACACACACACACACACACACACACGCACAUACACUUUGAUGUUGCAUCAUUUAUAAACCAUCAAAACAUUGUCUCUCCUGUUGUCUGUUUACGCUUUGCCUUUUCAUUUAUUCUUUCAAAGAGGAAGGCUUAAGAAAGGGGAAGGCAGGAAUGAAAAGUGGAGAACAGUGUUCGGGGAGGGGGAGCCGGACCCACAGUGGUCAUGAGGGGUCUUCAAACGGAGAUAUUGCAGAUAUGAAGGGAGAGGAGUGAAAAAUAGAUAAGGAAUAAGCAGGCAAAACUAGCCAUCAGCCUGUCGCCAUGGAAACAGUGACCUUGUGCAGAAAGUAAGAAGAGGUAGAUAUGCCUUUCGCUUUGGUCUCUGUGCAACAAGCAUAUUUUAAUUUCCCACUGGCGAUUUCACGAAUACGACUGAUUAUCAGCUGAACUGCCAUAACAGAAUGUGUAUUUACAGACGGCUUUUGAUCCGCACAUGACGUCACUCCGCAGUCUGAACUUAGAACAAAUAAUCUCUUACUGCGGAAAAUUGCUCGGUUUAAGAGUCCAACGGUUCCACACGCCUUAUUGACUUCCCCUAAUACCGUAGCUUAGAGUAUGAGCAUAAUAAAAAGCGCUGUCACUCGCAAAACUAUAAACCUCUGAUCAGUCGGUCUCUCAUAUGUAUCCUUUCUGCACUGACGUUAGGGCACUGAACAAACGCAUCUGAACAAAAACGUGCACUUAAAAAUUGGCCGUGUCUGGUGAGCACAGAUGAAAGUCUAAAUGGAGCAGGAACAAUCGAGAAAGGAAGCCUAUUCACGCCGCCAGCCCUUCAAUGAGCGUUAUGAAUGACGAGAGUAAUAGCGUCAAUGCUAAUCUCAAUGAGCAAACCAUUCUUUCCCUUUCCACUGUUUCCUUUUUUUCGAUGCUCAAUUCCUUUUCAAUGCUUUUGGUGGCUUAAUGAUUCAAUGUUGACGCUGGCUACAGUGAAAAAAAAAAGAUUCCAAUUUUUUUACAUACAUAUAUAUAUAUUUGGGGAUGAGGGUCGUGCGAAUGAAUGAAUGGAAUAUCUCUGUACUGGUAUUUACUGCGGGAGGACGGCUUAUGUGAGGGGGAAUAUUCGAAUGCCAGAAUGAAAUUAAGACUAACAUGAAGAAUGUUGGACUGGAAAUACCAGCAGAGUGAGCUUGAUUUUUGUGCAAAACCCUUAGCCAAGGUGAUCAAAUUCUUGUGUGUUAUUCUGCCAACUGUCCAUGUAUGGGGGGGAUGGGGUGGGCGGGGGUUACUGUAUGUGGGGACAUUCUCUCUCAUUUUUGGAGAGAGUAAUCAUCACAUGGUAAAAUUUCUACAAAAAAAAAACAAAAAAAAAAUAUUUUCAAAAACAAUACAAAAAAUCUUCAGAUCAUAAUUUUACAUGUGCUUCAAUUGUUAAAAAAAAGACAAAAAAGCAAAACAAAAACGAGAAAAAAAUAAUAAACCAACAACAACAAGAGACUGUGCUUGUAAGGAGUCCAACUAAUUUCCCUGAGGAUGAUGUUCAUUUAUUGAUACCUGAGAUUGUAGUUCAUACUGUACAUGAAUACAAAUAAAAAUUGCAAUUCUUUUUUUUCCA